Molecule: messenger RNA, 991 nt
Organism: Daphnia magna
Lineage: Eukaryota; Metazoa; Arthropoda; Branchiopoda; Diplostraca; Daphniidae
Gene: Roe1
Product: grpE protein homolog, mitochondrial
Exons: 5
Coding region: 60-719 (219 amino acids)
Biological process (GO): protein import into mitochondrial matrix; protein folding
Cellular component (GO): PAM complex, Tim23 associated import motor
Molecular function (GO): protein-folding chaperone binding; protein homodimerization activity; adenyl-nucleotide exchange factor activity
Source: RefSeq, a predicted model, not a curated record
GCUAUGGCAAGACAAACGUUACAGCAGACGGAAUUUCCAAGUGAAUUUCCAUCGUGAAAAUGGCGUCCACGUGUUUGCGAGUAUCUCAGGGCUUAAUUCCCAGUUUUCGUGGAAUUGUUAGGAGAAAGUAUUUGAGCGCCAAUUCUGUCGGUGCUGUUAGAAAUUUGUCUACUUCGGCUGACGAGAAAGCUGCACCUCCACCAGCUGAACUAUCAGAGAAUGAAAGAAAAUUAUCAUCUGAAAUAGAAAGUAUCAGCAAAGAUGUGGAAACCUUUAAAGAAAAAAUUAGUGAUCUUGAUGACAAGUACAAACGUUCUUUGGCUGACACGGAAAACAUGAGAAAACGUCUAACCAAGCAGAUUGAAGAUGCGAAAUUGUUUGGAAUUCAAGGUUUUUGCAAAGAUCUAUUGACGGUUUCAGACAUUCUUCAGAAAGCCACAGAAUGUGUACCAGCUGAAGAACUUAAAACCAACAGUCCAUUAAAAAAUCUUUACGAGGGGCUCACAAUGACGGAAGCAGAACUCCAGAAGGUAUUCAAACGCCAUGGCUUAGUUCCAGUUAGUCCACUUGGGGAGAAAUUUAACCCAAAUCACCACGAAGCUUUGUUUGAGCAGCCUGUAGAGGGGAAAGAACCAGGAACGGUGAUUGCUGUUACCAAAAUCGGCUACAAACUUCACGAACGUAUCGUUCGACCAGCGAUGGUGGGAGUGGCCAAGUAAAUGCUCGACGACAUUGUAUAAAUACUUGUACUUGGAUGACAGAUAAUCCCAAAUCAUUCAGUCUGUGCGAACAUAAUCAGAUUUCACUGAGACCUCUCCGGGUGAAUGCAAACUAAAUUUCCCAUUAUAUUGUGGCAUGAACUCGGGUUGAUCUCACAAGAAGUUUCGCAUAGACUCAGUGAUUUGACCACUCUUAUUCAUAGCUUAGUUAAUUCGGCAUGUUGCCGAGAAUCCACAAGAAAAAUAAAACAAAGCUCUUUUUAAUAGUCAAA